UGUGACGCCUUGUGGCUACGCUGCAUCCAGACAGUGAGACGUAUCUGGGACAAGACACAGACAUGGCCUCAUAAGAUCCCUUCAAUCCAAGAAGAAAAGAAGAAUGAGUGCUCCUAUCCUGUAUGGGAGGACUUCAGCGCCAAGGCCACCAAGCUGCAUUCACAACUCCGAACCACUGUCCUAGCUGCUGUGGCCUUCCUGGAUGCCUUUCAGAAAGUGGCAGACAUGGCAACAAACACUCGAGGGGCGACCCGAGAUAUUGGCUCAGCUCUGACCAGGAUGUGCAUGAGGCAUCGCAGCAUCGAGGCCAAACUUCGACAGUUCACAAAUGCUCUGAUGGAGAGUCUGAUCACACCUCUUCAGGACAAGAUUGAGGACUGGAAGAAGACUGCAAACCAGCUGGACAAGGAUCAUGCCAAAGAGUACAAGAGGUCACGCCACGAGAUCAAAAAGAAGUCAUCUGACACCAUGAAGCUGCAGAAGAAGGCGCGCAAAGGUCGUGGAGACCUGCAGCCCCAGCUGGACAGUGCCAUGCAGGAUGUGACAGACAUGUGCCUGCUGAUGGAGGAGACAGAGAAGCAGGCGGUGAGGAGGGCCCUGGUGGAGGAGAGGGGCCGAUUCUGCACCUUCAUUGGCUUUCUGCAGCCUGUGGUGAAUGGAGAGAUCGCAAUGUUAGGAGAGAUCACACACCUCCAGGCCAUUAUUGAUGACCUCACUGUGUUGACCACCGACCCUCACAAGCUGCCUCCUGCCAGUGAACAGGUGAUUAAAGAUCUGAAGGGCUCUGACUACACCUGGUCCUAUCAGACUCCGCCCUCUUCCCCCAGCAGCUCCGGCUCACGCAAGAGCAGCAUGUGCAGCAGUGUCAACAGUGCCCACAGUAGUGCCUCCCGUUCGUCAGGAGGGGGCAGUAUUGCUGGGGGCUCUCUGCCUCACUCACCGACCUCUUCCUCCUCCUCCUCUUCGGUCCGGUACCGCAGCAGCCUGCCACACCAGCCUCCUCCAGCGGGGGGCAUUGCAGCACACCGCCUCAGCAGCGUUUCAUCACACGACUCGGGCUUUGUGUCCCAGGACGCCAACAUUUACUCCAAACCGCCCUCGCCCAUGCCCUCGGACAUCACCAGCCAGAAAUCUUCCAGUUCAGCUUCUUCUGAGGCCUCAGAGACGUGCCAGUCAGUCAGUGAAUGCAGCUCGCCCACAACUGACUGGUCAAAAGCAGGCCAGUAUGAACAGCCAGUGGCAGCAGCGGUGGCGGUCCAGCGGAGGAAGGAGCCAGUGGACAGGCUGAGGGAGAGCGAGGGGUCCCCCAGCGCACAGGGCUACGCGGGGCCGUCCCACGCUGAUGAUGCGCAGAGGGCCCGGAUGGGGGCGGCUGCCGUAGCGGGCAAGCAUGGGGACGAGGUAUCACCUGCGGCUAGUGACUUGGCCAUGGUGCUGACCAGAGGGCUGAGCAUGGAGCAGAAGAGCAACAGAGACUCUCUACAGUACUCCAGUGGAUACAGCACUGAGACGACCACCCCAUCAUGUUCGGAAGACACCAUCCCUUCACAAGGCUCGGAUUAUGACUGCUACUCUGUGAAUGGAGAUACUGAGGGCGCAGAUGGACAGACAGAGUUUGAUAAGUCCUCUACAAUUCCACGCCAUUCCAACAUUGCUCAGAACUACCGGCGGAUGAUCCAGACCAAGAGGCCAGCCAGUACUGCCGGCCUACCCAGUGGAGUGCUGGGUCCUGGGGUUCACGGGAUACCGGGGCAGCCUGGUGGAGCUGGUGGAGGAGGAGCUGGAACUCCUGGCACUGCCACCAUCCGCCGGACUCCAUCCACUAAACCUGGUGUUAGACGCACACUGUCCAGCGCAGGGCCCAUCCCCAUCCGACCACCCAUUGUGCCUGUGAAGACGCCCACUGUGCCCGGGGACUCGCACUCACCCGGGGCCAGUGGGGGACAUGCUGGGGUCCCUGUACGCACGGGGAGCGAGGAGUGUGUGUUCUUUGCUGGAGCGGAGGACUCACAGGGAGCGCUGGAUUACGUAAAGGCAUCACCCAAGCGCCUCAGCCUGCCCAACACGGCCUGGGGGUCAGGGGCCGCUCUGGAGGUCUACGCCCAGCAGCAUGGCCUGGCUAUGGGCACGGCUUCAGGAUCAGAGGAGGAACAGAUGAUCGCUGCCAAUCGACACAGUCUGGUGGAGAAGAUCGGUGAGCUAGUGGCCAGCGCACACGCUCUCGGAGAAGGCCAGUUUCCUUUCCCCGCACUUCCUGAUGAUCCGGCCACACCACCAUCUGGCUCUGGUGAGGCUCAGACAGGAACAGAGGGGGCAGAGGGAACGGGGGACAUGCUAACCACCAUCAGGAGAGGGGUGCGCCUCCGCAAGACUGUGUCCAAUGACCGUUCAGCACCUCGCAUCUUGUGAUGAAAAACACGGGAAGUCAAGAUGUUUGUUUGUCAGCCAGUGUAGUCAGGUGCAACUGCAUAGAGAUACACAAAAUUAACCAUGUAGGGAAUACUUCAACAGAAGACGAAUGAAAACAAAAACAUACAAGUGUUUAAAACCAUCUUUAGAGUAUAAUAUAUGAAAUAUAAUAAUGAUAAAACAUAAACAUUAACAUGCUGAGAAUUCAAGUAAAAUAUUGACCGGCUUUAGCGGGCCACCAUGACUAGUGUGUGUUGGACGCAUGUGUGUCUUCAGUACAUCCUCACCCAGGGAUGGAGGAACCUGCAGGACAAACUGUGAUGACGAGGAGUGCUUCUGGAGAGAAAGACUGGGUUCCACUUUCUAGUUAUCUCAGUUGUGCUCUCCACUAACCGCUGGUCUAGUGCCACAUGAAGAGACUGACGAAGAGGAGGAGAGAGGUGCCAUGUGACUGCUGGAUCUGAACCGGGCAAACGCACUGUACCUACGGCCCACUAGAACUCAAGCUUAGGCAUUAGCAUGGGGAGCUAACAGCCGCCGUUAUUACACGCUGUGGGCAUUGAGCCGUGCUAGUGCCCCUUCCCCUCUCUCUCUCUCUCUCUCGGUGCGGGUGGGCGUGCGUGUAUCAGAUAAACAGUGUGAGUGUGGAGCGAGUGAGGGGUGGGUCGGGCUCUGCUGCGGGACAGCUACAGGUCACCCAUUGAGGGCAGGGCUUUACUUCUGUGUGUCGUGUGCGUAUUUGCUUGUUUCUAUCGUGACGUCCUUACCUUGUUACCACUGUAGUAAUCCAGGCGUAUAGAUAUUCAUAAUUAUAUAUUUUCUAGAGAGACAAUGUUAAUCAGAA
This is a messenger RNA of Boleophthalmus pectinirostris (great blue-spotted mudskipper), 3253 nucleotides long. RefSeq names its product MTSS I-BAR domain containing 2b (gene mtss2b). Lineage: Eukaryota; Metazoa; Chordata; Actinopteri; Gobiiformes; Gobiidae. The record is from RefSeq and is a predicted model, not a curated record. Gene Ontology annotation, molecular function: actin binding; phospholipid binding. The transcript has 14 exons. Gene Ontology annotation, cellular component: cytoplasmic side of plasma membrane; actin cytoskeleton. Gene Ontology annotation, biological process: cell projection assembly; plasma membrane organization. The annotation marks the transcript as partial.